This is a messenger RNA of Anoplopoma fimbria (sablefish), 1839 nucleotides long. RefSeq names its product cationic amino acid transporter 2 family protein. The transcript has 11 exons. The coding region runs from base 1 to 1839 and encodes 612 amino acids. Gene Ontology annotation, cellular component: plasma membrane. NCBI's taxonomy places the organism in Eukaryota, Metazoa, Chordata, Actinopteri, Perciformes, Anoplopomatidae. The record is from RefSeq and is a predicted model, not a curated record. Gene Ontology annotation, biological process: transmembrane transport; amino acid transport. Gene Ontology annotation, molecular function: amino acid transmembrane transporter activity.
AUGUCUGGUGCAAAGAUACUGCUCUUCCUGCAGAGCCUGUCACGUAGGAAACCUCUGCAGCCUGAAGGAGAGGUGUCCAACUUUCGGCGAUGCCUGACCACCCUCGACCUGGUGGCCCUGGGGGUCGGCAGCACACUGGGGGCCGGUGUGUACGUGCUGUCGGGAGAAGUGGCCCGAACCGUGGCCGGGCCGAGCAUCAUAAUCGCCUUCCUGAUUGCAGCAGUGGCCUCCAUCUUUGCAGGACUUUGCUAUGCUGAAUUUGGAGCUCGUGUUCCUAAGACUGGCUCUGCCUACCUCUACAGCUAUGUGACUGUGGGAGAGAUAUGGGCUUUUAUCACCGGCUGGAACUUGUUGCUGUCUUAUGUCAUUGGGACGUCAAGUGUUGCCAGAGCAUGGAGUGGGACCUUUGACGAUCUCAUUGGUAAUGUCAUUGCCAACUCUCUGGGCAAACAAGCUGCAAUGAACUUACCCGGAUUGGCUCCCUACCCAGACUUCUUUGCAGCUGGCCUCAUAAUGCUCUUGGCAGGGAUUCUUGCAUUUGGUGUUAAAGAGUCUGCUAUUGUAAAUAAGGUUUUUACAGCAGUUAACGUCCUGGUGUUGCUGUUUGUUAUCAUCGCUGGGGUCAUUAAGGGGGACAUCGACAACUGGUACAUCGGGGAAGAUUCUCUCCUAGAUGCAUAUGAGUAUGGAAACUACACAUCACUGAAUGACACAAGCACAUAUGGCAGUGGAGGAUUUUUCCCUUUUGGCUUCGAGGGAACAUUAGCAGGAGCAGCCACAUGCUUUUAUGCAUUUGUUGGAUUUGACUGCAUUGCCACAACAGGAGAGGAGGUUAAAAACCCUCAGAAGUCGAUCCCACUCGGCAUCGUGGCGUCCCUCCUCAUCUGCUUCCUGGCUUACUUCGGUGUGUCUGCAGCGCUGACUCUUAUGAUGCCGUACUAUUUGCUCAGUGCUCACAGCCCGUUGCCAGUGGCCUUCACAUACAUCGGUUGGGGACCUGCAAAGUAUGUAGUGGCUGUGGGAUCCCUUUGUGCACUGUCAACAAGCCUACUAGGAUCGAUGUUCCCGAUGCCUCGUGUCCUCUUUGCCAUGGCCAGGGAUGGACUUCUCUUCAGACCUCUCAGUAAAAUGAGUGACAGACAAAGUCCUGUUAUAGCGACCCUGGCCUCAGGGGUUGUAGCAGCUAUCAUGGCGUUAUUGUUUGACCUGAAGGCGCUAGUUGACAUGAUGUCAAUUGGGACCCUUUUUGCCUACACACUUGUUGCCAUAUGUAUCCUCAUAUUAAGGUACCAAUCAGACCUCAGCGAGGAUUCAAGUUUCAGCAAACCAGAACCCUUUACAGUUUCUGAAGUCUUAUUUCCUCCUUCACAAGCCACUUCACGGACAUCAAAGAACGUGUCUCUUUUAACUGUUUUCAUCAUCUUUUUAACAAUCAUCUUAAGCCUCGUCAUAUCUCGGGCUGUGGACUCCCUGCAGGCCCUCGAGUGGUGGAGUUUACUUUGUGUCUCUAUCGUCGCACUGAUGCUGGUCCUCAGUACUUUGAUCAUCUGGAGACAACCACAGAACACAACCAAAGCUGCUUUCAUGGUUCCUUUUGUGCCAGUGCUUCCUGUUUUCAGCACCCUUGUCAAUGUCUAUCUCAUGGUUCAACUUGGAUCCGACACAUGGAUCCGCUAUGCAGUGUGGAUGGCAGUAGGUUUAAUCAUCUACUUCUGUUACGGCGUUCAGCACAGUGUGCAGAAACAAAGGCUCCAAAAUUCACACAACCACGUCAGCAUUCACAGCAUCACCACCACUAUGGAGCAAAACUCUGAACCAGGAGACAACUUUAAUGGCUAA